This is a messenger RNA of Chelonia mydas (Green sea turtle), 2540 nucleotides long. RefSeq names its product protocadherin alpha-5-like. Gene Ontology annotation, biological process: homophilic cell-cell adhesion. NCBI's taxonomy places the organism in Eukaryota, Metazoa, Chordata, Testudines, Cheloniidae. The record is from RefSeq and is a predicted model, not a curated record. Gene Ontology annotation, cellular component: plasma membrane. Gene Ontology annotation, molecular function: calcium ion binding.
CUGGGGUCUGGGCUGAAACCUGUAGGAGGAUAUUACGGGGUUUUUUCUCAUCUACUUUAAUAUCUACGAAAGGAGAUAACUUACAAGAAGGCAAACCGCGUCCGCGAUGGCUCUUCUCCGGCGAGACUCCCUGGUAAUCGGGCAGCUGCUGCGGCUGGUUCUGCUACACACGGCCUGGGAGGUGGGCAGCGGCCAGGUCCGUUAUUCCCUGCCGGAGGAAUCCAAACACGGCACCUUUGUGGGCCGCCUGGCCCAGGACCUGGGGCUGGAGGUGUCGGAGCUGGUGCCUCGGAUGUUCCGGAUGGUCUCCAAAGGCAGGGGAGACUAUUUUGAGGUAAAUUUGCAGAGCGGCGUUUUGUUUGUUAAUUCGCGAAUAGACAGGGAAGAGGUGUGCGGCCAGAGCCCCCUGUGCGCCAUUGACCUGGAGGUGAUAGUGGACAAACCCCUGAGGAUAUUUCACGUGGAAGUGGAGAUACAGGAUGUAAAUGACAAUGCUCCUGCUUUUCCCGCACCUGAAAAAAAUCUAUUUAUUUUAGAAUCCAGACUGCCAGACUCGCGUUUUCCACUAGAGGGCGCGUUUGACGCAGAUAUUGGUAUAAAUUCUCUGCUAACCUAUAAACUCAGCCCAAAUGAAUAUUUCAGUAUAGAUGUGAAGAAAAAUAACGAGCAAAGAAAAUCGUUAGUCCUUCUGUUAAAAGAACCUCUGGAUAGAGAGGAAACCUCCGUGCAUCAUUUAUUACUCACUGCCACUGAUGGGGGCAAACCGGAGCUCACGGGCACAGUUCAGCUGGUGAUCACUGUGCUGGAUGCCAAUGACAACGCGCCUGUGUUUAAUCAGUCCAUCUAUGAAGUGCGUUUGUUAGAAAAUGCGGCUAAUGGGACAUUAAUCAUUAAACUCAAUGCAACCGAUUUAGAUGAGGGAAUUAAUAAAGACAUUUCAUAUUCAUUUACUAAUUCUUUUAAUCCUAAUUUAAGGAAUAUGUUUAGUUUAGAUCCAAACACUGGUGAAGUAAGAUUUAAAGGAGAAUUAGACUUCGAAAAUAUCAGGUUAUAUGAAAUUCAAAUCGAAGCAACUGAUAAAAGUACUUUCCCCUUGACUGGACAUUGCACCCUCGUGGUGGAAGUGUUAGACGUGAACGAUAACGCCCCUGAGCUGGCCGUGACUUCCCUUUCCCUGCCGGUACCGGAGGACGCUCCCCCGGGGACGGUGGUGGCUCUUAUUAGCGUCUCCGACCGGGACUCGGGAGACAACGGCAAAGUCACCUGCUCCAUCCCCCCGGACCUGCCGUUUCAGCUCGUCUCCACCUUUAAGAAUUAUCACUCGCUGGUGCUGGCGGAGGCCGUGGAUCGGGAGCGAGUGUCUGAAUAUAAGAUCCUGGUGACAGCCAGAGACGAAGGGGCCCCGUCUCUCUCGGCCAGCAGCAGCAUUUUGGUGCCGAUCGCGGAUGUGAACGAUAACGCCCCUGCUUUCCCUCAGCCCGUGUACACGGUGUUUGUGAAGGAAAACAACCGUCCCGGGGCCCAUCUCUUGAGCGUGUCGGCGUCGGACCCGGACCUGCGGGAAAACGCCUUUGUGAGCUACUCGGUGGUGGAGCGCAGUGUGGGAGAGCAGCAGCCCGUGUCCAGCUACAUCUCGGUGCACUCGGAGAGCGGGCACAUCUAUGGGCUGCAGCCCUUUGACUACGAGGAGCUGCAAGUGCUGCAGUUCCAGGUGAGCGCGCGGGACGCCGGGUUCCCCUCCUUGUGCGGGACCGUGACUGUGCAGCUCUUCGUCGUGGAUGAAAAUGACAACGCGCCGGCAGUGUCCGCGCCUGGCUCCGGCCGCGGCUCGCCAGGGCCCGAGCUGGUUCCGCUGUCGGCCGGCGCAGGGCACGUGGUGGGCAAGGUCCGAGCGGUGGAUGCGGAUUCCGGCUACAACGCGUGGCUUCGCUACGAAGUGCAGGAGGCCAGGGCUGCGGGGCCUUUCCGGGUGGGUGUGUACAGCGGGGAGAUCAGCACCACGCGGGCCUUGGAGGAGUCGGACGGCCCCAGCCAGAGACUCGUGAUCCUGGUGAAGGACCAUGGGGAGCCGGCGCUGUCAGCCACAGCCACGGUCAGCCUGUCCCUGGUGGAGAGUCCCCAGGCUGUGAAAUGGGACUCGAGGCGAAGGGUCGGGAGCGAAGGGCCCUUGGUUGACAUGAACGUGUCUUUAAUGAUCGCCAUUUGCUCUGUGUCCGGGCUGUUUGUGCUGGUGAUUGUCGUGUACGUUGCCUUGAGGUGCCACACGGGUCCGGAAGUGAUGUGCGGUCCUGGGAAAGCCACCGUGGUGUGCUCGAGCGAAGUGGGGAGUUGGUCCUAUUCGCAGCGCCAGAGCCGGAAUUGUGUGUCGGGGAAGGCACCGCCAAGAAUGACCUGAUGGUUUUCAGCCCCAACUUUCCUAACUCUGCAGAGAACGGAGAAAAAGAGAAACAGCAGGAGAUGACGCCUAAUCUCUGUGGAACGCCAAAACAACCCAAUCCUGAUUGGCGUUAUUCUGCAUCCCUAAGAGCAGGAAUACAAAG